Molecule: messenger RNA, 339 nt
Organism: Dibothriocephalus latus
Lineage: Eukaryota; Metazoa; Platyhelminthes; Cestoda; Diphyllobothriidea; Diphyllobothriidae
Source: the annotation of a GenBank genome assembly
AUGCGGUAUACCCUGGAGAUCAGUCGCAAACCCGAGUCCAAGGGCUGGACCGUGGUAUACGAGGGCAAUCAGUCUGCCUUCAAAGUCCGCCGGUUGACCGAGGCAACAACCUACUACUUCCGUGUGGUCGCUACCAACGUCAGCGGAACGGGUCCUCUCUCGACCACUCUCUGCGUCAAGACCCCCUAUGCGCCUCCACCUCCGGUUAAAGGUAUGUCUGCUUCAAUCAUCCUACUGCUGUGUUCUUAUACUUGUAACUUUCCUUUCUUCCGUCACGAAAACCCUCAGCUGCUUGGUCUUUUUUUAAAAAUGCCACUUUACGACUACGGUUCGCCUUAG